ACAAAUUUUAAUUCAGUAAAAACUUGAAGACAGAUUAAUUUAGAAAAAAAGAAAAGAAAAGGAAAAUAGAAAACAGAGAGAGAAAGGCCCUUUGGUCGAAUCAGUGACCGAAGGAAGGCCAAAAUCAAUCUGUUUCCAGUAUCAAUAAAAUAUCCAUAUCCAUUUCUAAAUAUGCCGUUUCCAAGGUAUUCAUUUUCAUUUUCUUUCAUUCCUGGAAAACCCCUUUUCUCUCCUUUGUUUCUUCUUACCAAGAAUCGAAGGGGAAACAGUUGGGAAGAAAGGAAUUGGAAGGGAAGUUAUUAACUUUUUUAUUUUUAAUUAUUGUUCUCUCAGGAAUUUUAGUCUUCUCCUUUCUGGAAUUAGGGUUUUGCUUUGGGGAUUUUAGAUGCUAUCUUCUGGUUACCUUCCACGUUGGAUCUCUGCUCUUUUUGCCUCCAUGGGUGGUUGUCUUGGAUGCUUUCAGUCAUCUAAGGGUCUAACUACUCAACACUGGAAAUUGAAGAGAUCUAGCUUUUCUGAAGAUUUCUGGAGUAGCAGUGCAUGUGAAAUCGAAAAUAGUCCACUCAAGCCCCAAAGAAGCAUUUCAUCAAUCAGCAUAUCAAGUCAUUCCCUUGACCUUUCUGGCAGCACUAGCCGUCCUUCUGAAUUUGUAAAUCAUGGCCUUCUUCUUUGGAACCAAACAAGGCAACAAUGGGUUGGAAAUAAAAAGUCUGAGAAGUGGACACAACCUCGAGAAUCCAUGUUAAGUUACAGUUGCAAUUGGAAUGCUGUCGAUGAUAGUUUGCAUGGGAGCACUAAGCAUUUCCCGAAGCCACUUCCACUUUCUGAAUUGGUGGAUUUUCUAGACGAUGUUUGGGAACAAGAGGGCUUAUAUGACUGAGCAGAAUGAUGUAAAAAAAUAGGGAAACAUUUUUCCAGGAAUUUAUCGAGAUCGUCCUGAUCCGUUGGAUUCUUCCACUGUAUAUUAUUUGUACUAUAGUUUACAAAUCCUUUUGGAUUGAGAUGAAAAUUUAAUAUCAAUGAUCCAAAAGAAAAAAAGGGGAUGCAAUAUUCUAGUAUUUCUCUAUCAGUUUAUUGGACCCUUUUCUCUGUGAUUAAAAA
This is a messenger RNA of Gossypium arboreum, 1101 nucleotides long. RefSeq lists its product as uncharacterized. The transcript is spliced from 5 exons. The record is from RefSeq and is a predicted model, not a curated record. Bases 386 to 880 code for a protein of 164 amino acids. Lineage: Eukaryota; Viridiplantae; Streptophyta; Magnoliopsida; Malvales; Malvaceae.